Messenger RNA from Oryza brachyantha (malo sina), 681 nucleotides. RefSeq names its product nuclear speckle RNA-binding protein B-like. The record is from RefSeq and is a predicted model, not a curated record. The transcript has a single exon. Gene Ontology annotation, cellular component: nucleus. The coding region runs from base 1 to 681 and encodes 226 amino acids. NCBI's taxonomy places the organism in Eukaryota, Viridiplantae, Streptophyta, Magnoliopsida, Poales, Poaceae.
AUGGCCGCCGCCGCGAGCUUCGAUGGGCACGGCAGCAGCGCCGGCGCAGGGGCGCUCGGCGUGCACGCCGCGUCGCGCAAGAUCGGCAAGUCGGCUGUCGCGGCGCAGCAGCGGAAGCCGGUGAUUAUAUACAUGGUGUCGCCCAAGAUCAUCCACGUCGAGGCCCACGAGUUCAUGUCGCUGGUGCAGCGGCUCACCGGGCCGGAGGCGGCGGCGGCGGCGGGCGUGGGCGGCGGCGGGGACAGGAAGAGGGCGGUGUCGUCUCCGACGUCGUCGUCGUCGUCACCGAGGGAUCAGGCCGGCGGCUCGCGCAGGGGACCCGGCGGGACGCCGCCGGUGCGCGUCAAGGCGCGCGCCCUGAACCGGCCAGCCGGCCCGGCCGUGUCCGUGUCGGUGACGGCCACGAGGCAGCAGCAGCAGCAGCAGCAGCAGCAGCAGCAGCAGCAGUUUGCCCCUCCCUCCUCCUCGUCGGCGGCCGGGCCGUCGCCGUCGGGGUUCUUGUUCCAUGACCUCAGCCCGCUCCGCGGCGCGGCGCUCAAGGGCGAGGCGGCGCCUCUCGUGUCCCCGGGCAGCUGGCUCCACCACGUCGGCGACCACUUCUUCGGCGCGCCGGCGGCGCUCGGCUCGCCGUCCGCCUUCCUCGACAUCUUCGGGCCGUUGCCGUCGCAGCACCACCAAUGA